Molecule: messenger RNA, 2361 nt
Organism: Biomphalaria glabrata
Lineage: Eukaryota; Metazoa; Mollusca; Gastropoda; Planorbidae
Product: urocanate hydratase-like
Exons: 19
Coding region: 180-2225 (681 amino acids)
Biological process (GO): L-histidine catabolic process
Molecular function (GO): urocanate hydratase activity
Source: RefSeq, a predicted model, not a curated record
CCUUGACCUGGUUCAUUGUUGACUUCUUUUGCGGACUUUUAACUGAUUUGAUAACGAACAAUGACCUAGGGUCGACUCUGACCAAAACAUUGUCACAGUGAUUUUCAAACGUGUGUAGCAAUAUUUAGUCUUCUUGUGUAAAGUGAGGCAGGAAAACUUAGAAAUUAUAUACCUACGUAAUGCUGACAUUAAAAGAAUUGUGUGGGGGUCUUCCCCUGGAUCCCUUGCCAGAGCUUCAGCCCAGGGAUCCUAACGUCCCACAUGCACCAAUCAGAGUUCAGGAGCUUACACAUGAAGAGGAAAAGCUAGCAGUCCAGAAUGCAUUGCGAUAUUUCCCGGCUCGGUUCCACGAGCUGCUGGCUCAAGAGUUUGCUAUUGAGCUCCGAACGUACGGCCACAUCUACAUGUACAGAUUCCGGCCGGAUAUUGAUAUGAGGGCUUACCCCAUUACAGACUAUCCUGCCAAAUGCACUUCUGCUGCUGCUAUCAUGCAUAUGAUUAUGAACAACCUUGACCCCAAGGUGGCCCAGUUUCCUCACGAGCUUGUUACUUAUGGUGGCAAUGGACAAGUGUUUUCCAACUGGGCUCAAUUCUGGCUGACAAUGCACUAUUUAUCCGAAAUGUCCGAAACACAGACAUUGGUCAUGUACUCUGGUCAUCCAAUGGGGCUAUUUCCAAGCUUGACCACAUCACCAAGACUAGUCAUUACUAAUGGAAUGAUGAUACCAAACUAUUCCAGUAGAGAAAUGUAUGAUAAGCUAUUCUCCCUUGGUGUGACCAUGUACGGUCAGAUGACUGCUGGCAGUUACUGUUACAUUGGUCCACAAGGCAUUGUCCAUGGUACUACAUUAACAAUUUUAAAUGCAGCAAGGAAAAACUUGAAAACAAAUGAUUUGGCAGGAAAGGUUUUUGUGAGUGCAGGACUUGGUGGUAUGAGCGGAGCACAGGCCAAGGCUGCUGUUAUUUGUGGUUGUGUUGGUGUUGUUGCUGAGGUUAGUGAGGAUGCACUCUUAAAAAGAUACAAUCAAGGUUGGGUUAUGGAACUUGUGAAUGAUUUGGAUAAUCUAGUUGCAUUGUUGAAAAAUGCAAGGAGAAGAAAAAAGCCAUUGAGCAUUGGCUACCAUGGAAACAUAGUUGAUGUUUGGGAACGCCUGGUUAUGGAAUAUGAAGCUACAGGUGAAGUUUUAGUGGACUUAGGCUCAGAUCAGACUUCUUGCCACAACCCAUUUCAAGGAGGCUACUAUCCUGUUCAAAUCAGCUAUCAAGAAGCUAGGGAAAUGAUGCACCAGGAUCCUGUCAAUUUCAAGGUUCUUGUGCAAGAAAGUCUUUGCAGGCAAGUGGCUGCUAUUAACAAGCUUUCAGCAGGAGGCAUGUACUUUUUUGACUAUGGGAAUGCCUUCCUACUUGAAGCAAGUCGAGCAGGCGCUGAUGUUGGACGCAAAGAUGGACUUCAUGGUACCACUUUUAAAUAUCCAUCCUAUGUACAGGACAUUAUGGGAGAUAUAUUUUCAUUAGGCUUUGGACCUUUCAGAUGGGUGUGUACCUCAGCAGACCCAGAGGACUUAAAGAAAACAGAUGCUCUGGCAUUGUCUGUAAUUGAACAGCUUUCGAAGAAUUCCAUUCCCUGUUCGGUAAAACAGCAGUAUGACGACAAUGCCAAGUGGAUCAAAGAGGCUGGAGAGCACAAUAUGGUUGUGGGUUCUCAAGCAAGAAUACUUUAUUCUGAUCAGGAAGGUCGCAUUUCUGUGGCUUUGGCUUUCAAUAAAGCAGUUUCAGAAGGAUAUCUGAAGGGUCCUGUUGUGAUAAGCAGAGAUCACCAUGAUGUUAGUGGCACAGAUAGUCUGUACAGAGAAACAUCAAAUAUUUAUGAUGGCUCUGCAUUUUGUGCUGAUAUGUCAGUGCAGAAUGUGCUAGGAGAUAGCUUCAGAGGUGCCACAUGGGUUGCUCUCCAUAAUGGUGGUGGUGUUGGAUGGGGUGAAGUCAUGAAUGGAGGAUUUGGUCUAGUGUUAGAUGGCUCAGAGGAAGCCAAAACUAGAGCAGAAAAUAUGCUAGCAUGGGAUGUCAGCAAUGGGGUAAUAUUUAAUGAUUUGUCAUUACUAUGGUACUUUACAAACAACUUAAUGAUUCACAUUAUAUACAUGGAUAAUAGACAAAGCCUGAAUGAAAAUAUUAAUAUUCUAGAGCCUUACAACAAAUCAUCACUUCUCCAAAAAUUAUUGGAUUGAGUAAAGUAAAAUGACUCACAGCAAAGACCUCUAUAAAAGCUUGCAUAAAAAAACAAAGUCUAAGUUUAACCUUCUUCACACAAAGUUUUACCAGACAUAGAAACAAAUAAGACUAUUACAUGCAGUAGAGUUUAAA